AUUAUUUUUCACCAGUUGGUUGUGGUGCUCAUCCUCUGUUAGUGUCGCCAAUCACCAUGUCACUUGACCCAGGUUGUAUUUAUUACAAGCCUAAUACCAUAUAAAGGAAGAAAUCCAGUUUAAAAUGCAGUAAAAGAGGAUAAAGCCGUCAAAGAUUAAUUUGGAAUAAUCCAGUGCUGUGUGUGGCAUGGACUAAUAUACUUGCCAGAAUGGCUGAUGACAUUGACCACAAGAGCAAUAGCAGUGGUAGGAUGGCUAGUGGAACAUCUCAGUUGUGCUCACUACUGAUCAUGGUUGACUCGUCGGCUGACCAAAAGAAGGAAGAACAGCUGCAGAUGUCACGCGAGGAAAAGGAAAAGCUCCUCAACCAAAAAAUGGAAAACAUCAGAAGGAAAAAUGAAGAACUUCGUAAACGACACCAGGAAAUUGAAGCUGACAAGAAAAAUGCAGAUAUUUUUAGUUCAACGGUGACAAUGGAUGAGGUAAAGCCAUAUGUGAUGAAGAUCCCGAGAUCCCGUCCAGAGAGACCAGAUAAACCUCGGGAGAUGCUGGACCAACCACAGCCUCUUCGUCCUGCUGAUAUUAUGCCUUCUAGGCAGAGAUUGUCAGAGAAUGAUGGUCCUCCACCAGAUCCCUCAUAUCGUUUCUUGUCUGAUCCAGAUAGGGAUGGAAUAGAAGGAGGGAGAGAGAACAAAAGAGAGCAGUGGGGAAGAGGUGGAAGGGGACGAGGAAGGCGUGGUGGGAGAGGAGGAGGGGGAGGUGCAUGGGAAGGAUCAGGGGGAGGUGCAUGGGAAGGUUCAGGGGAAGAUGGAAUAAGAGAAGGUACAAGUGAUAGGGGUGAUAGGGGAGGGAGGGGUAGUGGGAGAGGCAGUAGAGGAGGAUACAGUGUUGGUGAAGGAGAAAAUGAUGUCAAAGCAGACAGUGGCCAGGCUGAGGCUGAGUUUUGGGGUCGUUCAGAUAGAGGGUUCAAUCGAGGAAGAGGGAGGGGGCGAAAUAAUGGAAAUUUUUCUAAUUCUGAUGGGGAACGAAGAUAUGAACAUGGAAGAGGAGGAAGAGGAAGGGGUAAUGAAAGAUCAAGAUUAGAAAAUGAAAAUUUAGGUUCUGGAGAUGGUGCUGAUGGCACUCAUAGUGGUGGUAGUGGAGGGCAUGAAGGAAGAAGAGGGAAGUUUAGCUUUACAUCACGAGACAUCAGAUAUUAUCCAGAUGAUGAUGGAGAUCAGAGGAUUGAAAAGGGCAGCAGAGGAAGAGGGAGAGGAAAUUAUUCUCAACGACAUUCUUUUGACGACUACGAGGACAUGAACAGAAUGCGUGAAAGGGGUCGAGGACGAGGACACUUUGAGCAUCGGGGAAGAGGAAGGGGAAGAGCUCGUGGGCAACACCAUGAAUAUGAGAGAUGGAAAGCAGAGAGAGAAGCCAUAGAUGAGGAGAGAAUAAUAAGAGGGCGUACUCAUGAAGGUGCCUGGCGCAGAGAAUGGGACAAUGAUAAACUUGACCAGGGUGAAGUGGAAGACACAGAACCUGUUUAUGAUCCCAGAUAUCCUAGAAGUGAGGGACUAAAAUUGGGAGAUUUUGUAACAAUUCCUAGUGGCGAUGAUGGUGAUUCAAGUCCACCACAGUCUGGCCAACCAAGAGGGCACCAAGGAGAUCGUAGACCUACAGGAGGUCGAGGUUCCAGAUCAAAUUACAAAGGCAGAAACCGUUACCCAAACCCUGAGAUUAAUGCCCAGAGGCAUGAAGAAGAGAUUAUGGCUGAGUUAGAUCCUGAUGCUGUGUUUCGGGAACGCAAGAUAGAAGGCCAUGGAGACUCUUUCACAAUAUCAGUUUCAACUGCCAAUCAUAGCACUGCUGGAAAAUUUGUACGAGUUGGCUCAGGCCGCAGGGGAAAGCCUGGACCUCAUGCAGGUGCAAAAGAACAAAGGGGUGAGGAUAUUGAAAGCUAUGGGGGAGAAAGGCAGCACCAGAGAAUUCGAGGUUUUGGAAACAGAAAUUCAAGAGGACGGGGACGGGGUCAGGGAUACAAUAACUUCACUAAUAAAGAGAACUCUGUACCCAACUGGUCAAAGUCAACUGUGGUAGAUGGUCAAGUUGGUGUCCCCUCCGACUCCUCUAUGGACUCCAAGAUUCACCAGAGAGGCAUUGUUGCCACAACCCCACCUGCUUCCUGCCCAACACAACAUCAUCAGCUUGAGGAAUUUAAUGAACCAGGAGGACAGGCAGCCAAUUUUACCUCACCAGACUUACCUGCUGAUGACUUAUCAUGGACUGAUGCCACAAGUGGCAAUGAAAGUCUUGAUACAUCAGCACUUAGUCAGGAGGGAGCAGACUUGGUUGACACUAGUCAGGAUGAUGAAGAUCUCACAGUACAAGAGAUUAUGCAGAGUGACCAGUUUGUCAGUACUGAUCAUAAUGCAUCAAUUGAUGAGGUUAAUAAAGAUGUUGAGACAGAAACUUACAAAGCAAGUAAUGAGGAUUGUGAGAUAGAGAAGAACACAGGAGAAGAGCAUUGUAUUGAUCAGUCACCUAAUGCUGAUAUCUCAGAAUUUGGUGAUGAAGAUAAAAAAGAGAUGGAAAUAUUGUCUGAGUCUGGAAACAUGCGAGUCAUACACAGUGACCAAACGGAAGUCCCUGAAAACAUGCGAGUCAUACACAGUGACCAAACGGAAGUCCCUGAAAACAUGCGAGUCAUACACAGUGACCAAACGGAAGUCCCUGAAAACAUGCGAGUCAUACACAGUGACCAAACGGAAGUCCCUGAAAACAUGCGAGUCAUACACAGUGACCAAACGGAAGUCCCUGAAAACAUGCGAGUCAUACACAGUGACCAAACGGAAGUCCCUGAAAACAUGCGAGUCAUACACAGUGACCAAACGGAAGUCCCUGAAAACAUGCGAGUCAUACACAGUGACCAAACGGAAGACCCUGAAAACAUGCGAGUCAUACACAAUGACCUAACGGAAGACCCUGAAAACAUGCGAGUCAUACACAGUGACCAAAUGGAAGACCCUGAAACUGUGCGAGUCAUACACAGUGACCAAACGGAAGUUCCUGAAAACAUGCGAAUCAUACACAGAGACCUAACGGAAGACCCUGAAAACAUGACAAUCAUACACAGUGACCAAACGGAAGUUCUUGCUGUUGAGUUUAAGGUAUCAACAGAUGAGACUUUCUUAAGUGAAGAUAAAGUUGAAACAGACUCUACCACCUCUGUGAUUAAACAGGAAGAUGAAGAGAAAACCAACUUACUAGAGGAACUGGGUGGAGAGAAUGAUGUCAGUAAAGAAGAAAUUAUUACAGAUGUAACUGAUGAGAAAAAUUCAGAUACUGUCGCAUUGAAGGAAACUCAUACAGAGAUGAUUGAUAAAGACGUGUCAGAGGGCUGCCAAGAAGAGGAGAGCUCGCAAAAGGAAGAUAUGGUCAGUGAUAAAGACGCUACAAGAGAAGAUGAUGAUAAUGAGAGGAAGAAACCAGAGAGUCGCCUAACUCCUGCUUCUUCUCCAACUACUACAGAGCAACUUGUUCCUAACAUAGAAUGGAAAUAGCAUACUGUAGUUGUAUAAUAAUAGCAUCAACUUAUACUUGUUACAGUAUUUGGAUAACUGUUAUUUUCUCUAAAAGGUAUAUAAUAAAUGUACUUUAAAACUUUUUAAUACUGUAUGUAAUAGUUUAGUAGCUCAAGAUACUAUUAAUUUGUGUGACCUAGUGCCUGGACCAGGUAACACACACAUUUACCCUCCAGGUAAACCCUCAACAUUAGUGGCUGGGACUAGUUCAUUGAUUAAUUAUAUCUUACUAUUGCAAACCUGUCUCUAUAAAAGGGACACUUGAAGAAAAAUACAUCACUUAAGGUUGAAAGCCAAAUAGUAGAUAUCACACAAGCAUAGCACACUGGCCUGCCUUUCAGGCAUACUGUAGUUAUAAGCUAUUAUUAUUCCAGGCUUCAUACUUCAGAUCCAGCCAACUCCAUUAUUACCCAUUGGGAGGCUAACCGACUUACUUUUACUUUUACUUUUAUCCUCUUCGCCACUGAUCGGCUUGUUAGCCGCUUGGGCGAUCGGUCACGUCUCUUUUCCUUUAUAUUCUUCA
This is a messenger RNA of Homarus americanus (American lobster), 4083 nucleotides long. RefSeq lists its product as uncharacterized. NCBI's taxonomy places the organism in Eukaryota, Metazoa, Arthropoda, Malacostraca, Decapoda, Nephropidae. The coding region runs from base 210 to 3539 and encodes 1109 amino acids. The record is from RefSeq and is a predicted model, not a curated record. The transcript is spliced from 15 exons.